AUGCCCCCGUCUCCCCUGACUGUCACGCUUAUCCAAGCGACCAUACUUAAUGCUAUCUCCAACAUUCUGGCGCAGAUUAUCGAUCAGUACCAGAAGAAUAAACCAUUCGCCCUCAACACCCCAGCCCUGCUCCAGUUCGUCGGCUACGCCAUCAUCAUCGUCCCCAUCAACGACAUCUGGCAAAAACUCGUCGAAGCAUGGUACCCCGGCUUUCCCACCUGGCGGAUCCUGUCCCGAUACCGCCGGGAGACCACGACGGCGACGACCACCACCAACAUCCCUCUCCACCACCACAGGGAUGCUGAAUUGGCAGCUGUCGCAGAAGAGAAGGACAAGCCUGUCCGUCGUGCGGAGUCGGGCCCGGGAUCAGGAACGUGGAACUUCACUAUGAAGUUCAUGCUUGAUCAGACUGUUGGAUCGGUUAUGAAUAUCGUGCUGUUUGUUGUGCUGAUUAACCUGCUUAAGGGGGCGGGUUGGAACAGGAGUUGGGAGUUGGUUUGUGAGGACUUCACACCCAUCAUGAUCGCGCGCCUCAAGUACCGGCCGCUGGUGUCCGUCCUGAUGUACACUAUUGUCCCGCUAGACCGGCGGGUGGUGUUUGGAAGUGCGUGCGGGGUGAUCUGGAGUGUCUAUCUUAGUUUAUAUGCUGCUGUUUAG
This is a messenger RNA of Aspergillus candidus, 657 nucleotides long. RefSeq lists its product as uncharacterized. Gene Ontology annotation, cellular component: cytoplasm; membrane. NCBI's taxonomy places the organism in Eukaryota, Fungi, Ascomycota, Eurotiomycetes, Eurotiales, Aspergillaceae. Bases 1 to 657 code for a protein of 218 amino acids. The record is from RefSeq and is a predicted model, not a curated record. The transcript has 3 exons.